ACCGGCGGCCCAUGAGCCCCGGCCUCAAAGUUUGCGGCGGGCGGGCGGGCGCGGAGCCUCCAAGAUGCCGUUCCACCCGGUGACGGCGGCGUUGAUGUACCGGGGCAUCUACACCGUGCCCAACCUGCUGUCGGAGCAGCGCCCCGUGGACAUCCCUGAGGACGAGCUGGAGGAGAUCCGCGAGGCCUUCAAGGUGUUUGACCGUGAUGGCAAUGGCUUCAUCUCCAAGCAGGAGCUGGGUACGGCCAUGCGCUCCCUGGGCUACAUGCCCAACGAGGUGGAGCUGGAGGUUAUCAUCCAACGGCUGGACAUGGAUGGUGAUGGCCAGGUAGAUUUUGAGGAGUUUGUGACCCUCCUGGGACCCAAGCUUUCCACCUCGGGGAUCCCAGAGAAGUUCCAUGGCACUGACUUUGACACUGUCUUCUGGAAGUGCGACAUGCAGAAGCUGACGGUGGAUGAGCUGAAGCGGCUGCUCUACGACACCUUCUGUGAGCACCUGUCCAUGAAGGACAUAGAGAACAUCAUCAUGACAGAGGAGGAGAGUCACCUGGGCACAGCCGAGGAGUGCCCUGUGGAUGUGGAAACCUGCUCCAACCAGCAGAUCCGCCAGACAUGUGUCCGCAAGAGUCUGAUCUGCGCCUUCGCCAUUGCCUUCAUCAUCAGCGUCAUGCUCAUUGCAGCCAACCAGGUGCUGCGCAGCGGCAUGAAAUAAGUGCCACCUGGGCACCUGGUCUGGCACGUGCAGUGCUGGGCCCACUCCCACCCACCACCACCUGCAGCCCUUCUCCCUCAGCUGGCUCUGGACCAAUAUCCUGUGUAUUUCGGGGCCUGGACAUCUGGUGACCCCCACCCCUCUCACCCCAUGGCCCUUGCAUGGAGCUGUGGCUAGGCUGCGGAGAACCUGGUGGUGGCCCUGAGGACGGCCCCCGGCCCCUACACCAUGCCCGUACCCCUACCUAGCCUGUAUGUAGCGCUAACUCUUCCUGCUGUCCAGGGGCUCCUGGGAAAUGAGGGCCUUGUACAGGAACCCCAGGACCCAGCCACUGCUGUGGUCUUUGUGCCCAGAGAGGGCACCUGCCU
Urocitellus parryii (Arctic ground squirrel) is the source of this 1080-nucleotide messenger RNA. RefSeq names its product calcium binding protein 7 (gene Cabp7). NCBI's taxonomy places the organism in Eukaryota, Metazoa, Chordata, Mammalia, Rodentia, Sciuridae. The record is from RefSeq and is a predicted model, not a curated record. Gene Ontology annotation, molecular function: calcium ion binding. Gene Ontology annotation, cellular component: trans-Golgi network membrane.